GCACGCUUGGGUCAUUUUUUUCAAUUUGUUAAUUUUUGUUAGAUAAACAAAGCAAAUGAGUAUUAAAUAUAAUAAUUAAUAUGUGUAUUAACAAUGCAUAAAGAAGUAUUUUUUUUCAAGGGCAAAGUUGAGAAAAACUAAUUGACUUACAGAAAUUAGCCACGAGUUGUUGUCUUCUUCACUUGGAUUAUAUUGUUAAAUUUCCAAUAACGAUUGUCAUUGUUGAUUGCAUUGCUUAAUUGCUGGUCACAAUUUUGUUUAUAAACACUUGUACGGACAUAAAAUAUAUAUAAUUUCCUAUAAAAAUGUCAAAUGAAGAUGGAAGCGAAGAUCGGCUUACAAAGAAUGAAUUUGCUGAAUUGAUUCAGCAUUUAUCGGCGCAAGAAAUUCUCACAGUAGAAUAUCGUAUUGGUACAAAUUGGAGUAAAUUGUUUUCGCGUAAAAAUGCUUCGGCACAGACAUUUUAUUGUAAUCUAUGUGUUCUUGAGGUGAGUUCAUUUAAAAAUUUGCUUGCGCAUAUCGAUGGUAGAAAACAUAAACUGCAAAUGAAAAGAGUAAAACUAUUGUAUCAUCCUGAUUAUACUUAUCCUAAAAAUAAUAAGAAAGAAUUGGUUGUGGAAUCUGUGACAAAAAAGUCAGAAAAUGCUUCAGCAAGUUCUAUACCCAAGCCUGUGGCAAAUAUUUCAUUGCAGCCAACAGUUGUAGAAAAUGUAAAAUCGGAAAAUAAAAUGUUGCAAAAUAAUGCAAAAAACAAAACGCCUCUUAUCAAGCAAGGAAAUAAUUUAGAAAGUAAUAAAUCAGUUGGAAAAUCUACAAUUAAUAAUCAGGAUACAAUAAAUGAUUCUUUGAAGAUAACAUCAAAUGACAUUAUCAAACAAAGCGAACAAGUUAAAGGGGAUGCAAGUAGAGAAAACGAAAAGCUAGAUGAAAGUAAAUCUUCAUUUCAGCUAACAAACUCUAAUAAAAGUAAUCAGGAGGAAUUGAAAGAUGAAAUUGAAAUAGAAAAGAGGCCAGAUACCGAUAAAAAUAAAUCUUCGAAAGUUACAGUUACUGAUGAGGGCACAAUGAAGAUGUCCCCAGUUGCUGCAAGAAAAAGAUUAUUAUCGGAUAAUAAAACGGCAGGUGAAGUGGAGGUAAAAAAAGCAAAGAUUGUAAUUAUUCCAGCAGCUGCAUUAUCCCCAAAAUCAAGUUCGAUUAAGUCAAAUGAAGGCAAUGAUGAGAAGAUCAAAGAAAAGCCCCAAUACCAGACGGAUAAAAUUAUAAUACCAACCGUACAUAAAAGUAAACCACAUAAUGAUAAGGUUGUGUCGCCGUCAACAUCUGAGACACCUGCUAAUCUGCCGAAGUUUUUGGUUAAAUCAUACAGUUCGAAACCGAGUGAUAACGAUGUUCAUGGAAUAUUAGGUGUGGAAUAUGUUAUUAAAAUUCUUAAAAGUCGUCAUGACAUUUCCCCUCGUUAUGAAUGCGGAUUAUGUGAACUUGUAUUUGAUGGAUUUGCCAUGCAACGGCAUCUAGAAGGGUACAAUCACCGAUUGAAAUUUUGCGAAAAACAUUUUCCAACAGCAAUACGUCAUUAUCGGCAGUAUAUGCAAAGUGUCCCAGAGCAUGAGUUAUUUAAAGUAAUGACACCUGUACUCGCAAAACUAGCGCUAGCAAUCGAACAACAUCAUGGCAGAAAUUUACCAUACGAAUGUUAUGAACGAGAUUUUACUCUGAAUCGCCACGAAAUACUUGCAAAAGCAUUUUCAUGUCGGCAUGCUUCAGAACAGUAUGGCCCGACAUUUACCCAUGUAGUUGGAUCAAAAGAAAUCGAUGAAUUUAUCAAUAAUAAGCACCAAUAUUUUCCACCUACCACUUCAAGAACUCCUAUAUUUGAUAUGAAGCCUGGAUGUACCAGUAGCAAAUCUGAUAUACGUCAACAAAAUUCCAAAACUGCUGACAAAGAAUUUAAUUCACGUCAUCGACAUGCAGGUCGUGAAAAUGCGAAUUCGGGUGUAUUAUCAAGACAUGUAGACACUACAUAUAAAUCAUACAUGUCAUCUGGCUUAUAUGAGAACAUGUACCCUCCUACAAAUAUUUACAGCCAAAAAGAUAACAGAAAUGUUACUCAACAUGUCGAUGAUGAGACAUACAAUAUCAUGGUAGACGAUUUCCUUAAGGGAACUUUAAAGGGAAUUUCAGGAAGUGGUAGAUUACGUGAUCAUCGCAAACGUUCUCCAUCUCCUUUUUAUAAUUUGAGCUCUGGAAAACGUAAAUCAUUAUCUCCACUACGGCAAAAUGAUAUUUGGCAAGCAUAUCGACACAUGGUUGAUCAGGAGUUACAUAAUCUUGACGAAUGUUUUAAGCAAUAUCGAAAAGACCCCGAAACACAUCCGUCCUACAAUGAUGAAUGGCAAAAGUUUUGGAAACGCCGAAAAGAUGAGUUGGUUUCGGCUGGUCUUGAUCAUCGUAAAUAUAACUAUCAACCCGAGUGGGUAAGAUUUAUAAAAAUUCGCAUAGAAGAAUUUUACGGACAAGAAGUUGAAAACCUAAAGAUAAAGUCUCGGGAACGGCUUUGUCUGCCGCUGACAAAUGAGAACGUACUCGAUGAAAAAUAUCAUGUUCAAGCUCCGAAAAUUAUCUUUUCUAACGAAUCGACAAAUGACGCUUGCAACUUAUCAACUGCCCCAACAUCGUUGACUUCCUCAAAUGACACUACUCCACAGGUUGUGUCAGUAUUGCGUUUAAUGACAGCAUUAGAGGAUAGUUUGGGAAGCUUAGGACCUAAAAUCAUAGAUCUGUUGUCAAAGGGUUUACAAGCUGAAAAAACGAAUCCUUCUCUUGUCAAUGCUAUAAUACUUAAUGAUGAGAACUGUGCGGUAAUUGAAACAGCCAAAGAAAAGUUCAAGGGAUUAGUUAUCACUGGGCUUUUCGAAGGAUCAAAGAAGAGAGUUUUAAAACAGGUAGUCAACGAUGCAGAUACACUUCUUAAGUAUGCGUAUCAGUUUCGACAGCUGUUGGCAUCUCAACGUUCUUCGGUUGAUACAUCAAUAAAUCGAACGCAAAACCAUCAAUCCUUUUUACUCGACUCCGCAUCCGUCAAUGUCUCCGAUACACUUAAAAAUCAACAAAGUCAAGCUCAAAAUACAAAUCCUUUGACAAGAAAAGCUAAAUCAUCGUUAUCCACAACUGAAAACUUGUUAACACGUGUGGACAAGAAAGAAUUAGCAUCCAAAUUAGCUGCUUCACUCGUAGCUCAGGGAAAAACUGACUUUGAUCCACAACAAUUACAACAGCUUAUUGCAGUUUACAAAUUAAUUGAAAAAAAGAAACGUGAAAACAAAGGUAGUUGUUCCUUACCAGAAUCGACUUCAUCGAGUAAAAAAGCUUUAUCCGAUACCCUCUCAGAUUUACUAAAACCAUCAUCAUCUUCUUCAUUAUAUGAAAUCCCUGAUGGCUCAAAUCAUUCUAGUGCAUCACAAACUGCACACGGAUUACCGAAUCAAACAUUAGUUGGCAGUCAAUUAUCAUCAAAUAUCACUGAUGUAUUUCAACAAAAUAAUUUAAGCAAUACAUCUGCUAUUGGAAACUGCUUCCCAUCAAGCUCCUUUACAAGUGUUUUACAAAAUUCUAGUGACAAUUACUUUAACAAUACAGCGCAAUCAAUGGCCAAUGCAUACGGUGCAAGUGAAGGUGGAGGAGGGAACUUGUCGGAACUACGUAGUGAUUAUGGAUUGUAUUCCACAAACAACCUGCACCCACAUCAACAAAACACCAACAUGAGAGAUGCGUACAACAACCAACAAUACCAGAAUAACAACAGGAUGACGACACAAAACUGGGGUUGGAAUCCAAAUAUGGAAAUGAAUCAAAACUACAAUAUGGGUGGACCUAAUAAUAAUUAUAAUCAAAACUCCAAUUGGCAAAAUUUUUAACUUGCACCUGUAAUAUAUCUGCAAAAUUUUGAUCAAAUAGUUUUGUAAUUAAAAAAUUAAUUACAUACAAAAAGCAUUACAUAUAAAUAUAUAUUUGUUCAAAUUACAAUGCCGUACGCUUUUUUCUUAAAAACAUAAUAUGUACUAUUUUAUAAUUAAGUACUUUAUUCAUACAUAAUUGGACAAUUCAAUAAUUACAUUAUAUAUGUACGUACAGUGUCUUACCAUAAGUUUGUAAAUUUUGCCAUAGUUUAAAAAAAGAAUCGAUAUUUGUAGGUUUUUUUUAAACUUUUAUAAGUUCAUUUGCAUUAUUGUUUAAACAAUUUUAAAGAUUCAUAUUACAUUUUUUUAAACUUAAAAAAUAUCUUCGUUACACUAUUUUCUAACAUAUUUGAACCAUGGAAAUGUUUCCCAUUUGUGCAAAUGUGCGCCUCGUGAUUCAUUAAAUGCACAAUAAAAAAGUUCAAGUUUACGAAUCCAAUUGUCGGGCAAAUUUAUCAUAAAUUUUCAUAAAAUUUUUUACAUUUCAUAGAUUGCUCAUUUUCCGAGGCAUUUAAGAGUUUACAUGAAAAUAAAUUUAUAAAAUUCCUUCAAAAAUUCUAUAGAAAAUCAUGAUUUUUCUGACUAAUAAAAAAAAUUUAUAAACUUUUGUAGGACAGUGUAUUUUUAGAUAUAUUAAUAUUCUCAAUCUCUGUUUUAAAUAAUAUGUAUAUUAGAAUAAAACAAAAAAUUAGGCACUAUAUCUUCAUUACUUGGUGGACAAUAGUGUACUGAUAAAUAAAACAGUGUAUUCGGUUAAUUUUGAGAAAAGGAUAUUUCGCAUUCGUAUCAUUUACUGAAACCAUCCUUCCAAGUUUUUUAUAAACGAUAUACUUGUGAGAUUAUGGAAAUUGUUGUUGUAAAAAUGAAAGAAUAUAAACAUUUUGCAUCACAGUUUUCAUGCACUGCAAGUUACGGAUAGGACCGUUUUGAUAUUUGAAUACAAAUGUAGAAAGUUAUACAUAUCUCUAAUCAUUUUCAUGCUAUUGUCAUAUGAUAAAAUUAAAAUUAUUUGUAAAUCAAUAAGGUUAUCGACACUAUAAUUCACUAUAAUAUAAUAGUGACUAUAUUCACUGCUAAUUAAUUUUCCAUAGAAAUACGAAUACCAUUAUUAUUGAAUUGAUCCAAUUAUUGAUUCAUUAACUAAUAAGAUUGAAUGUAAUUUAAUAUUCGCGUUCCUCAUAUUUAAACCUAUUAUAGUAAAUGGGUUAAAAAUUAACGAAACCCCCGAUAUCUGGUUAAAUGUUAAAAGUGGUGAGCGAAAGUACAUUAAUAUUAUGCAUAAACAAAAUAUUUUGGAUGAAUAUGUGGGUAUGUAAUUUAAAAAAAAGUGUUCUGAUUUUGUUAUAUCAUGCCUUUUAAGGUUUCAUUGCGCGGAGAUUUAUUAAAUUCGGAGAUGACAAUGAUUUGUAAAUAAUACCCCACAAAUUAACACUUCCAACUUCAUAAUCUUUAAACGGAUCCCAGUAAAUCACAAAUUGUAACACAAAUUUUUCUAGCAGACUGCAUAUUUCAUUGUGAGUGUUAAAAAAAGUUAAAAUUGUUUUUCUGGAAAAUUUGUUUAUUUUUUCACUCGCUCUAAUGCAUUUCUGAUGCGUUCUAAUAGUGUCAAAAUAAUGCUCAUUUCCCUACAUUUUCUUGUGGAAUUGUAUAGUAUAAAUUUUGCUCAAAAUCAGUGGUUUCAGUUACAGAAAUGCAGCAGGAGUUGGAAUGAAAAAAAGAAAUACACUAUUGCGAUCAGUGAUGGUUAUAAAUAGGCAUGAUAUCACAAAAUCAAUUUUUUUUAAAUGAAGGCUAAUAUAUAUGUAUUUAGUUUUUCAACUCAUAAAAUUAAUUCUGAAAUAUAACAUAAUUUCCAUUAUGUAUGUAUAUGAAAUAAAUGUAUUCACCAAUAGUUAGAUACAAUAUUAUCAUAUGUUUUUGAUUAUGUUUUGUUUAUGCGGUCCACAUUCGCUCUUCAAGAACAGGUUUGAAAGAAUAUAAAAUAAUAAAUUCGUUCGGUAAAAAUAAUUGCCAUUAUUUUACAUUCAAUCCAUAUUUAAAUUAAUGUAAUUAUAAUUAAAAACUUAUACUUAAUAAAUCUGCGGAUAUUGAAUAAAUAGAUUUUUUUAAAAA
Messenger RNA from Calliphora vicina (urban bluebottle blowfly), 6068 nucleotides. RefSeq lists its product as uncharacterized. The coding region runs from base 306 to 3914 and encodes 1202 amino acids. Lineage: Eukaryota; Metazoa; Arthropoda; Insecta; Diptera; Calliphoridae. Gene Ontology annotation, molecular function: zinc ion binding; nucleic acid binding. The transcript has 2 exons. The record is from RefSeq and is a predicted model, not a curated record.